Monomorium pharaonis (pharaoh ant) is the source of this 1262-nucleotide messenger RNA. It is a transcript of the gene eIF3i, whose product is annotated as eukaryotic translation initiation factor 3 subunit I. Gene Ontology annotation, cellular component: cytoplasm; eukaryotic translation initiation factor 3 complex, eIF3m. Gene Ontology annotation, molecular function: translation initiation factor activity; RNA binding; protein binding. Lineage: Eukaryota; Metazoa; Arthropoda; Insecta; Hymenoptera; Formicidae. The coding region runs from base 153 to 1193 and encodes 346 amino acids. The record is from RefSeq and is a predicted model, not a curated record. Gene Ontology annotation, biological process: cytoplasmic translational initiation. The transcript is spliced from 5 exons.
CGAACAGACCCAUUGUCUCGACAAUUGCAACUUCGCAACCUUUUCUUGCGAAUGGAACGCGAUUGACAGGAAAGAAAUUUAAUUUUGCCGAAUAGUAGAGGACUACGAUCGUAGAGCAAAACGUCAAGCGAUGGUCAGUUUUUCUUGGCUACAUGUCGAUCCAUACAUUUAUUUUUCUUUGUAGCGGGAAUCAGUGUUGUGAAUUAGUAGAACAUAAACCCUUGAUGUUGCACGGGCACGAACGUGCCAUUACUAAAAUCAAGUAUAAUAGGGAGGGAGAUCUAGUGUUCUCUGCUAGUAAGGACAAGCAACCAAAUGUUUGGUACUCGCUGAACGGCGAGCGUCUUGGUACCUUCAAUGGUCACAAUGGCUCUGUGUGGUGUAUCGAUGUCAACUGGGACACCACACGCUUAUUAUCAGGCAGUGGUGACAACACUCUGAGAGUCUGGGACUGUCAAACUGGUAAGGAAAUUGGACAGCUGACCACAAACAGUUCUGUAAGGGCAUGUGGAUUUAGUUACUCGGCGAACCUCGCUGUAUUCUCCACCGACAAGGCUUUGGGUCACCAAUGUGAGAUGUUCAUUAUGGACGUGCGAAACGUCGACUCCACGUUAUCGCAAGAAGACGCGAUCUCUAGAAUCUUGGUCAAUGGUCCCAGGAUUUCAGCUAUACUAUGGGGUGCCCUUGAUGAGACCAUUAUCACUGGUCAUGAAGAUGGUGAAAUUAAACUUUGGGAUGUGAGGACAGGAAAGAAGCUGUCCAGCAUUAAAGGUCACAAAUCUCAGAUAAAUGAUAUGCAAUUUAAUAAAGAUGGCACCAUGUUUGUAACUGCGUCCAAGGAUCACACAGCAAAACUUUUCGAUAGCGAAUCACUGGUGUUACUAAAGACUUACAAGACAGAAAGACCUGUAAACUCUGCUACGAUAUCACCAAUUUUUGAUCAUGUGGUUCUUGGCGGUGGCCAAGAUGCCAUGGACGUGACCACAACAUCCGCGCGACAAGGCAAAUUCGAUUCGCGGUUCUUCCACUUAGUGUUCGAGGAAGAAUUCGCACGUUUGAAAGGACACUUUGGUCCUAUCAACUCUCUCGCUUUUCACCCUAAUGGUCGCAGCUAUUCCACAGGCGGAGAAGAUGGUUACAUCCGUAUUAAUAAUUUUGAUCAAUCUUACUUUGACUUUCAUUUUGAGUAUUAAAUUUAUCAAUCAAAACAUGUAUAUGAGAAUAUAUAUAUAAGUAAUGUUUCAUUUAGUUUGGAAAAAUAA